CAUCAGUACAAUAAACCGACGUCGAUGCUAUAAUGGCUCAACAUGAUCUCGGGUCUCACGCCCAAAGGAUGACCGCCUCCCCCCUCCUUGGGCUGCCAAAAAAUCCCCCCACACUAGCACCGAAAAACGUCCCCACACCACUUCGAGCAAACACUGACACAGGCCAUGACGCCCUGUCAUCAGUACAAUAAACCGACGUCGGUGCUGUAAUACGCUGAACAUGAUCUCACAUCGGACGACCCAAAGGAUGACCGCCCUCCCCCUCCCCUUUGGACAAUUUUUAAAUCUGCCGGUGGUGGGCGCAUGCUCGUCACUUCGUCAAAACGAUGACGUCAGUUUACCCUUAGCUACGCCCUAGCGUGACAACAUCUUGUGUGAGUUUACCGACCCGGAUGAUUGCGAAACCAAAGUUUUAGGUGUAGGGUUUCGCCUACAUAAUGGUGGCUUCCUAUCUCACGGCCCGUGAUAAUGAAGGCAGGAACCUCUACAGAAAGAUAUAAGACAUCAUAAUGAGGUAUGAGGCUAAAUAUAUCACUGGAUUACACUGGCCGACACAAAGCAGGAAAGUAUUGGACUAUUUAGUGUAAUUAUUGUACAGAAACGAGACGGGACACAUCAAGAGAUCAUUUUGAUCUUCGGCAUAAAAACUAAGACAACAUUCGGACACUGGAACUAUUUUCGUCUGUGGGAUAGGUGCAAUUAUGGAGCUGUCACAAAACGCAAAGGCGUUUUCUAUUCAGUCUUUGAUAGCGACUUCCUCCGAGAUUGACAAAGACGAUCGAGACCGCCGCCAAACGGCUGAAAUCUACAGCCACUCGUCCGGGCUGAAGCCACUAGGUACGGGGUCAGUAGAUACGGAGUCUUAUAACGGCGGCCCCGCCGGCCCCAGUGAAUCCACGCUAUCGGAUUCCACGGAUAAGUCUCUCGUUCACCGAACUGCCUCGCUCUUGCGGGGAAUCUCGAUGCACGACGACGUGGAGGGUGGGUUGGCGGGAGCUCAUCCCCCGUCGUCGCCGCCGGUUGCCCGCCAGGGUUUCCCCUUGACCAAUCUCAAUAUCGUCGGCCAGCGGUCGGUCCGUCCGAAGGUUAGAUGUACGGGCGACUUGUACCCCGACGAAGGGAUCUCCGGCUCGGGCAGCAAGCAGAAGGCAGGGAUCGGCUGGUACCCCGAUGAGAGCCACGGACGUCCCUUGGAACGACGAUUUCUCCUCGGUGCGGACUACAUGCUGACAGAUCCCCCGUGUCCCGUCCAACAUCCCUCCAUCAAAGACGUGGAUCCCACACCGGGAAAAGACGGCAUGGAGUCUGUUGACAUGGAGACCGCUGACCAGCCUAUCUCCAAAUGCGUGGAUGGUAUCCAGGUUACCUUGGAGAACUCCAAACUCUGGAAAAUGUUCAACAAAUGCGGUACCGAAAUGAUCGUUAAUCGUAUCGGGAGACGCAUGUUCCCUUGUGUCGUGAUUACAAUGCUGGGUAUGGACCCCACGACCCUGUAUCGCGUACAGAUGGAACUGGACGCCAGCGAUCGUCGUCGCUACAAGUUCAUCAAUGGCAAGUGGGUGCCAGUAGGCAAGGCAGACGCCGAGCCCCCUAACAAGCUCUUUGAACACCCUGACUCGCCUAGCUUAGGGGCUUUCUGGAUGCAGGACAGAGUAUCCUUCGCUAAACUCAAGAUAACCAACAACAAGGAAACUGGAGGGACAAACACUGUCCUCCAUUCGAUGCACAGAUACACUCCGCGCAUCAUUAUAACCCAGCUCAGAUGUUCAUCGGCCAACGUGAGGGGUAUUGCGGCGCCUUGCUCCGACCCCAACCUGCCGACAGAGGGCGGUGUUCCCCACUACCGUCAGCUGCCGGCUGCUGUUGGCGGCAGCCGCCCAUCAUGCUUCGAAUUUGAGGAGACUGCCUUCAUUGCCGUCACGGCCUACCACAGCGAGCAGAUCACUCAGCUGAAGAUCCAGAACAACCCCUUCGCUAAGGCCUUCCGAGAUGCUGACAUCGCUUCGAUCUUGCAAAAUUCUUACGUGCAUUCUGAGCCCAACGAAUCAACGAUUCCACCGACAUGCCGAGGCGUCUCGAUGAGAAUGGCAGUCCUCUCGCAAGGAAUGAAACCAGUUGGACCCAACGUGGCUGAGUAUUACCCUCCCGUUGAACGACGCCCUCUACUGGCGAGGCGGACCAUCAGAGUUCCCAAGUUCCCAGCCGCACCCUGGAGCUUUGACACACGUGCUCUUGCGCGCCGCCUGCGCCCGUCUGGUACCUACGCUCACGCUGCAGACCGCAACGCUGAUGCUAUGAGACAGAGCCGGGGGCCUUCGCAGGAGGCAUCGUCACAGCAUGGGGGAGCUUCAGGACGCCUUCCAGCCGGCCAAAGACGACCGAAGAUUGUCUCAUCCGGAGAUAAGUCUGGAGCGAGCUUCCACGUCCAAGCUGACGCUACCAACAGAAGCGCUACUACCUCCAAGUUUUCCGAGUUCAGGCAGGCCGUGAGUGACAACCUGCACCCACUCCGCCGCGUCUCGUCUACCGCCGUGACCCGCGCAGUCAAGCGGCAUUCCCUGCCGUACUUUUCCUCGAAGAAAGUCGUCUACAUUCCGCGGUACGGGUCCGCGGAUAACGCCACCUUUGAGAAGUCCCACGACCAGCACGAGCUCGUCCCUAGACGGCAUUCCAUCGUGGAAGGUCUUCCGAAGUUUUUCAGGGCCUCCACCGGAAACCUACGCAGUAAAAUGGAGGCAGAGCAGCCAGCCAUUUGUGGUCCUCCUGUUGUCUUGUCGCCAACCAGCAAGAUGGCCGGGUUAGCCGCUUCGAGUGGCGACUGCAUGUCGGCGUCUACUUCAACCGUGGCCAGCGCUGAUACUACCGCCUGUGCCUCGUCAUCCAAGUAG
Molecule: messenger RNA, 2888 nt
Organism: Patiria miniata (bat star)
Lineage: Eukaryota; Metazoa; Echinodermata; Asteroidea; Valvatida; Asterinidae
Exons: 6
Coding region: 702-2888 (728 amino acids)
Biological process (GO): positive regulation of DNA-templated transcription; regulation of transcription by RNA polymerase II; cell fate specification
Cellular component (GO): nucleus
Molecular function (GO): DNA-binding transcription factor activity, RNA polymerase II-specific; RNA polymerase II cis-regulatory region sequence-specific DNA binding
Source: RefSeq, a predicted model, not a curated record